Messenger RNA from Eucalyptus grandis, 1149 nucleotides. Its product is annotated as receptor-like protein 7. Bases 1 to 1149 code for a protein of 382 amino acids. Gene Ontology annotation, molecular function: protein binding. Lineage: Eukaryota; Viridiplantae; Streptophyta; Magnoliopsida; Myrtales; Myrtaceae. The transcript has a single exon. The record is from RefSeq and is a predicted model, not a curated record.
AUGGUGAUCGAUUUGUCCAAUAAUAACUUGACUGGAGUGCUUCCGCGAUGCUUGAGUAGUUUGAGUGGUUCUUUGGAAGUAGUGAGCCUACAAAGCAACAGCUUUAGUGGGAAAAUUCCUCAGUUGAAUGGCGACAACUGUGCAUUUCUCAUGAUUGAUCUGAGUUAUAAUGAAUUGAUGGGGCCACUGCCAAGAUCGCUUCUCAAAUGCGAGAAUUUGGAGUUCCUGAAUUUCGGAAACAAUCAGAUUAGAGAUAUUUUUCCUUCGUGGUUGGGAUCACUUCUUAGCUUAAAGGUACUCGUUUUGCGACAUAACAUAUUUCAAGGACUAGUUGGGGAACGGACAAACGGUUUUGAGUUCCCUAAGCUGCAUAUCAUUGAUCUUUCUCAGAACAAUUUGUCGGGUAGCUUGCCAUCCGGAUACUUCAAGCAGUGGACUGCCAUGAAAGUUUCUGAGGAAGUUCAAUCAACCUACAUUGGCAAAUCUAUCCUGGACACCAGAUGGCUGGGCUUUCCAUCCUCAACCUUUGACUACUCUAUGAGAGUAAUUGUCAAAGGCAUCCAGAUGAAUUACUCAAAGAUCCAAGAGUACCUCACAUUGAUUGAUCUCUCGAGCAACAACUUCAGCGGAGUGAUCCCCGAAACCAUUGGAAGCUUACAGCAACUAGAAUUGCUAAACCUUUCCAACAACAUGCUUUCCGGUCCUCUGCCUCCAUUCUUGGCAAACCUAACCAAUUUGGAAGCAUUGGACCUUUCUCAGAACCAGCUCUCAGGAGAGAUCCCUCAGGAGUUGACACAACUCACUUCGCUUGCGGUCUUCAACGUAUCUUACAACCGUCUGACUGGGCCGAUACCGCAGUCACAGCAGUUUACUACAUUCGAAAACAACUCCUACAAGGGAAACUCAGGGCUAUGUGGCAAACCUUUGUCUAGAAAAUGCGGAGAUCUCGAAGCGUCACCACCAUCAUUUCCGACAUCAAAAGAAGAUCAAGAUUCGGGAAGUGCAAUGGAAUUAGACUGGAAGAUUGUGUGCAUGGGGUAUGCGAGUGGGUUAGUGAAUGGAGUGGUCCUCGGGAACAGCUUGAUCACAAGAAGGGCACAGAGACUUGUGAAGAACUUUGGUAGAAGCAGGCAAAGGCGAAGUAGGUAG